Molecule: messenger RNA, 3657 nt
Organism: Microcebus murinus (gray mouse lemur)
Lineage: Eukaryota; Metazoa; Chordata; Mammalia; Primates; Cheirogaleidae
Source: RefSeq, a predicted model, not a curated record
UUAAACACCUUGGAGGAGCGGAUGAAGAGCACAGAGGUCCUGCCGGAGAAGGCAGAUGCCCUCAAUGAAGCCCUAGAGUCUCUGGAAUCUGUUUUACGCCACCCAGCAGAUAAUCGCACCCAGAUCCGGGAACUUGGCCAGACUCUGAUUGAUGGAGGGAUUCUCGAUGAUAUAAUCAGCGAGAAACUGGAGGCUUUUAACAGCAGAUACGAAGACCUGAGUCAUCUGGCAGAGAACAAGCAGAUUUCUUUGGAAAAGCAACUCCAGGUCCUACGGGAAACUGAUCACAUGCUUCAAGUCUUACAGGAGAGCUUGGGGGAGCUGGACAAACAGCUCACCACGUACUUGACUGAUAGGAUAGACGCUUUCCAAGUUCCCCAGGAAGCUCAGAAAAUCCAAGCAGAGAUCUCAGCCCAUGAACUAACCCUAGAGGAGCUGAGAAGAAAUAUGCGUUCUCAGCUCCCGGCCUCCCCAGACGGCAGGGCUGCUCGAGGAGGAAGUCAGAUGGAUGUGCUACAGAGGAAACUUCGAGAGGUGUCCACAAAAUUCCAGCUUUUCCAGAAGCCCGCUAACUUUGAGCAGCGCAUGCUUGACUGUAAGCGCGUGCUGGAUGGUGUGAAGGCAGAACUUCACGUUCUGGAGGUGAAGGAUGUAGACCCUGAUGUCAUACAGACACACCUGGACAAGUGCAUGAAACUGUACAAAACUCUGAGUGAAGUCAAACUUGAAGUCGAAACUGUAAUCAAAACAGGAAGGCACAUUGUCCAGAAGCAGCAAACUGACAACCCUAAAGAGAUGGAUGAGCAGCUAACAUCCCUGAAGGUCCUUUACAAUGACCUGGGAGCACAGGUGACAGAAGGAAAACAGGAUCUGGAAAGAGCAUCACAGUUGGCCCGGAAAAUGAAGAAAGAGGCUACUUCUCUCUCGGAAUGGCUUUCUGCUACUGAAACUGAAUUGGUGCAGAAGUCCACUGCAGAAGGUCUGCUUGGUGACCUGGACACAGAAAUUUCCUGGGCCAAAAACAUUCUGAAGGAUCUGGAAAAGAGAAAAGCUGAUUUGAAUACCAUCACAGAAAGUAGUGCUGCCCUGCAGAACUUGAUUGAGGGCAGCGAGCCUAUCCUAGAGGAGAGGCUCUGUGUCCUUAACGCUGGCUGGAGCCGCGUUCGCACCUGGACUGAGGAUUGGUGCAAUACCUUGAUGAACCAUCGGAACCAGUUGGAAAUAUUUGAUGGAAAUGUGGCUCACAUAAGUACCUGGCUUUAUCAAGCUGAAGCUCUAUUGGAUGAAAUUGAAAAAAAACCAGCAAGUAAACGGGAAGAAAUUGUGAAGCGUUUAAUAUCUGAGCUGGAUGAUGCCAGCCUCCAGGUCGAGAAUGUCCGUGAUCAAGCCAUUAUUUUGAUGACUGCCCGUGGAAGCUCAAGCAGGGAGCUUGUAGAACCAAAAUUAGCCGAACUGAAUAGGAACUUUGACAAGGUGUCUCAACAUAUCAAAAGUGCCAAAUUGCUAAUAGAUCAGGAACCAUUAUCAUACCAACGUUUGGUCACCACCGAAACAUUUGAAGCUGGUAUGCCUUUCUCUGAGUUGGAAAAAUUAGAAAAUGACAUAGAAAAUAUGUUAAAAGUUGUGGAAAAACACUUGGAAUCCAGCGAUGAAGAUGAAAAGAUGGAUGAGGAGAGAGCCCAGAUUGAGGAAGUUCUACAAAGAGGAGAACAAAUGUUACAUCAACCUAUGGAGGAUAAUAAAAAAGAAAAGAUCCGCUUGCAGUUAUUACUUUUGCAUACAAGAUACAACAAAAUCAAGGCACUCCCCAUUCAACAAAGGAAAACAGGUCAACUUGCUUCUGGAGUUCGAUCAUCACCUCUCCCCACAGAUUAUCUGGUUGAAAUUAACAGAAUUUUACUUUCCAUGGAUGAUGUUGAAUUAUCACUUAAUGUUCCAGAGCUAAACACCGCAAGCUAUGAAGACUUCUCUUCUCAAGAGGACUCUCUGAAGAAUAUCAAAGACCAACUGGACAAACUUGGAGAGCAGAUUGCAGUCAUUCAUGAAAAACAACCAGAUGUUAUUCUUGACGCUUCUGGACCUGAAGCCAUUCAGAUCAGAGAUGCUCUCACUCAGUUGAAUGCAAAGUGGGACAGAGUUAACAGAAUAUACAGUGAUCGGAAAGGGUAUGUGUAAAUAAAAUUAAUAUUUCAUUUUUAAGCAAUGCCCGUAAGUUCAUGGGCCAUGGAAAUGGUCUUGUACACAUUGAGAACAUCCUUGUAAUAUACUCUGAUUUAAUAAAUUGUGAUGAGUAUAGUUCCUUAAAGAAAGAGGACUCUGAUCACAUAUAGAUGACCAUUUCUGACACAAUAUCCUAAUGGUGUGUAAGCACUUCUAAUUUUUAGUAUUUUCUUUAAAAAAUUUAAAAAGGAUUUUCUUUAAAAAAAUUAAAAAGGAUUUUCAUUAAUAUCCGCUCUCUCCAUACACUUGGUGAUAAAUAUGAGUGAAGAACAGAGACAACUACAGAUAAUGAGAAUCCAUAUAUAACCCCGGACUCUUUUUUAUAAGUGUCUGUUUAAAAGAAUGUUUUUGAACCUUCUUCUUACUAGAUUUUGACUAGGCCUAUUAAUAGAUAGAAAUAAAAACUGAUAAGAUUUUUGCCAGUAGCUGUGAAUGUGGUAAAGAGGCAGAUAAGAUAGAAAAUAGCUCAAUAUAAAGUAACUGUAUAAGAGGAACGCUAACACAGAAUAAUACAUUGGAGACUACACGCAAAACCUAGGCAUCGUGUUCUUCAUUUUUUUAAUAUUUUAGCCUAGAAUUUCAUGUGACUAAGCAAUUCUUGAGAAGAUAGCUUUUAAUAGCCUUUGGUAUAUUCUUUUGUAUGGAUUUUAAGAAUUAUCUCUUUGUACAUUUAGAAAAUCACCUUUUACAACUGUCUUUAUCUGUACCUUUAUUAGGCUUAAUUAUUAGAUGAAGACAAAUUUGUUAAAAAAUAAUAACAUUUUAAGACUCUGGAUUAUAUCAUGAAACUGUUUACUCUACCCCUGCCAAACAGUAUUUGUAAAAGUGUCCUUGUUUUUGAACCCUUGCUAACAUUGGCAGGCUUUUCAUUUAUUUUUUUUUAAUCUUUGCCAGUCUUAUAGUGAUAGAUUGCAUCUCAGUUGUAUUUUCACUUACUUGAUUAUCACUGAGAUUUGAAUAUUUUUAAAAUAUGUUUAUUGGUGAUGGCUUUGCAAACUCUACCUGAGCAUCCUUUUGUACAGCUCUUUUCAAAUUAACCCAUAACUAUGCUGCUUAGAUUUAUUUGAAACUUAAUGUUCUGUGAAUGAUGGUAUUGAUCUUUCCUAAGUUUAAUGUUUACACUCAAAGUCUUUUAAUCUUUGGAACAGCCUGUCCAGUAAUAUUUUCUAUUCAUUAUUGCAGUAUCUCAAAAUUUGGAAAUUUUGAUUGUUAAUGUAGUUAUUACACAUUUUUACAAACAAUAAUGAAUAUUUUAAGAUCUUCUCAUAGUGUAUUGUUUGAAGUGCUCUUAUUUUCGUCAUGCUGAAGAGAAAGUUGCUUCCCUGUAGGCAGUCAAUAAAUAUUAUCUGAAUUUGAAAAAUGAUUUUCAUGGAAGGAAGCAAAAAUAAGCAUUAUUUAGGGGUUACUGAAGUCACAGGCCAUUUUAUUAUUUUUAAA